Messenger RNA from Suillus plorans, 1357 nucleotides. RefSeq lists its product as uncharacterized. Bases 1 to 945 code for a protein of 314 amino acids. Gene Ontology annotation, biological process: TRAMP-dependent tRNA surveillance pathway; exonucleolytic trimming to generate mature 3'-end of 5.8S rRNA from tricistronic rRNA transcript (SSU-rRNA, 5.8S rRNA, LSU-rRNA); CUT catabolic process. The transcript is spliced from 7 exons. Lineage: Eukaryota; Fungi; Basidiomycota; Agaricomycetes; Boletales; Suillaceae. Gene Ontology annotation, cellular component: nuclear exosome (RNase complex); cytoplasmic exosome (RNase complex). Gene Ontology annotation, molecular function: RNA binding. The record is from RefSeq and is a predicted model, not a curated record.
AUGUUAUCCUUCAUAUCAUUUUCAUCACAGUCUACUGAUUCCACUUAUCAUCGAUCCGCGCGACAUCAUCCAGAUGUUGAGGAUCUUAUGGAUGUGGAUGACGAUGAUUUUUCAGGUUCUGAGCCGAGGCUGACUUGCCCAGGGGAGACCAUCACAUCGUCGCAAGCAUUCAUGCGUGGUCAUGGGACAUAUGUCGACAAAGAGGAUGUCAUUGCCUCCGUCGUGGGGACUGUAGAACGGGUGAACAAACUCGUGACCGUUCGUGCGAUUCGUACCAGAUACAAUCCAGAGGUGGGAGAUCUUGUCGUUGGGCGCAUAACAGAGGUUCAACCUCGAAGAUGGAAAGUAGAUGCCAAUUCACGUCAAGAUGCCAUCUUGAUGCUUUCGUCAGUCAAUCUACCCGGAGGGGUACAACGUCGGAAAUUAGAGAGUGAUGAACUCCAAAUGCGAAAUUUCUUUGAGGAAGGGGAUCUUCUGGUUGCCGAGGUACAAGCAUUUUUUUCGGAUGGCGCCAUGUCGUUACACACGCGAUCUUUAAAGUACGGCAAGCUGCGGAACGGCCAACUCGUGACAGUACCCCCAAUAUUGGUUCGGCGAUUAAAGUCUCACUUCAUAUCUUUGCCGUGCGGCGUCGACCUUAUUCUGGGGUUAAACGGCUACAUAUGGGUUAGCAAACAAGCGAAGGAUAGUGACCAAGGCGAAGAGGGUUUUGAUGCUGAAGCGGUGUAUUCGAACCAAAACGAUGAUAUCGACAAUGCUACUCGUGCAGCAAUCUCACGCGUCAGUAACAUUAUUCGCGUCUUUGCGGACCAUUUUGUUCCUUUAACGGAUACACUUUUACUGGAAGCCUACGAGUGGGUGAUCGAACAAGAAGGGGAUGCCAAACGUUUGUUAUUGGGUGAUACAGGUGAUGCGCUCGUCGCUGCCAUGAGUCUUAGAUGUUGAGCAAUGUGUCUCCGUAGUUACAUAUCAUCAUCCUCGUCUUCUACAUUGUCUUCGUCCACAUCGUUCUCAUCAUGCUCUGCGCUGUCCUCUUCUUCCUCGUCCUCUUCGUCGAUAGUUUGAUCAGCAACUCCUGCCUGAGGUUGCGGUUGCUGUUGCUGCUGCUGUGGUUGGGUCGUAGCACCAUUGGCCAUCUUUCUUGCCUCGGUCGCUCUCUUCAUCUCUUCUUUCUCAUCAUUGACGGGUAAUAAUCGGUCCAAAGCAAGGUCUCUCCAGCGUAAAGAGCCAUUCACACCACCCCCGCCAUAGCCCAUGUCCUCGAAUAACGCCCGAGAAGUUGGGUCAUAUGGUGGUCUCGGUCUUGCAGCUGGAUGCUUGAUAUUUGUUGGAUUCCCGUAGGGAUAUGAGGGGUGGA